This is a messenger RNA of Cuculus canorus (common cuckoo), 2659 nucleotides long. RefSeq names its product transmembrane protein 61 (gene TMEM61). The transcript is spliced from 3 exons. The record is from RefSeq and is a predicted model, not a curated record. NCBI's taxonomy places the organism in Eukaryota, Metazoa, Chordata, Aves, Cuculiformes, Cuculidae. The coding region runs from base 1758 to 2393 and encodes 211 amino acids.
CGGUGGGGAAGGACAGGCGGCAAACACCGAGAAGGGAUGGGAUGCGGAGGUGGAUUUCUUGAUGUCAGUGGGAGAGAUUCAAAACUCUUUUCAUUUCUUGUUUCGCUGGGAAAGAGCGUUUUUCUGAGUAAUGCUUAGACCCUAUGAAUCACCAUCUGCAUAACUUUAUAUGGGGGAUGCUAUUCUCAGCAUCUUACUGGAACUAUGCAAACUAUUAAUGUUUGUGUCUGUUUGUACACGCAAUGUGCAAAUCUCUUUCCCCGGAAAGAAUAUUUUGGAGUAGGUCAAAGGAGGAGACGGGACAGAACGAAAUGUAAGGGUGGCUUGGCGAGUGGAAAUGGGUGUUUGGUAGCCCCUCCGUGGAAACCUGUGCUGGAAAUGGUCACCAGGAGACCUCAUGUGUGAGAUGUGGAGUGCCCUGGGAGUGGGGUCAGGGCCAGGCUUGGGGAGCAGGGGUUUGGGUGCUGCCCUGGCCUCACACCUCUGCUCCUGCCCCUGCUCCUUCGGCCUCUUCUUCCAAGUGGUUGAUGGGCUGAGAAAAACAUCACAUAUCUUUUAAAGAGGUCCAGGAGAGCCAUGCCAGCCAGAGAGGGGGAUUGGCAAGAGGACAGUGGGAUGGCAAUGUCACCCAGCACAGAGGAGCCACCCCUGCUGCUGGAGCAUGUGCGGGGUAGGCUGGAGGAGCUCUUAGCGUUGCUCUCUGCGCUGCGCUGCUUUUGUCAAAAGAGAAGAAUUUAUUCUCUCAGGCUGUCAAUCUGUCACCUCCCAGAGGCUCUCCGCCUCCCCCUCACUGCCGCUGCUCCCAGAUGUGCACAGUGCUAAGGGCUGCAAAAUUCCCAGUGCCUGAGCUGGGGAAUCACAGCAUCUCCCAGACCUCACCAGGCUGGCCCCAAAAUGAGAACACUGUUGGCUGCAGGAGCUGAACAUUUCAAUUCUUGGUGCUGUUUCAAGCCAGGCUUUCAGUUUGGAGCUACCUGAUUUCCAUGCAGUUGGAUCGAGAGCUUUGCUGUAGGUUUUUGGGGUUGUAGCAUGCUUUUUUUUCAAAUCAUAUUGGCUGAAAAUUUUCCAGGUAAAUGUGGUGCUCUCAAAAGGAGCUGGAUUCACGGGUCAGUAGGGUCCUUGCGCUCUCCUGAGCAUCUAUGGCUGCAAGGCAGCAUGAGCCCAGCUCGCCUGCUGGUUCCUGCUUGUGUUCGGUGGUGAGUUGGAGGAUGCUGAUCCCUAUUAGCAUCAGCUGGCAUUUCUAACCGGUCUCUAACAGUCCCUUUUCUGUCUCAUCUCAGACUUGGGCUCCUGACCUCAGGAUGAGAACUGGAGCAUGUUGUCAAGGCUCCCAGUCCUGCAGCCUUCCUGGAGGCUUCCUGAAUCCCACUUCUCAUCAGAUUUCUUCAUUAAACAUAGAUUAGAUCAAAUGAUGUUUCUUUCACUAUGAAGUAAUUUGGCUUUCCAUUUAGUGGGCCCAUCUGAUAAAUAAAGGCUUGAAGUAAUGUAAUUUCACCUGUCCUUGAUCACACCAAGUCUGUGCUGGAAUUCUGAGCCCUCCUUAGCUCUGGCUUGGCACUUCCAGAUCUCGAGGUACAAUUUGAGUCCCCGCUAUAGGUGGAAACAAAGCCCUGCCUGGAGGAAUGGAGACCAAAGCCACCAGAUUAAUUUCAUUUUCUGACAUACAGGCAAAGUGAUGAAGGCAGAGAUUGGAGGACGUGGGCUCUCUCUUAUGCCUUGUCUCACUCUUCUCUCGUCCUAAAAUCUCCUCAAAAAGGAUGGCAGCUGCCUCUUUCCGCUACGGCAUGACCAUCACGGGGGCUGUGCUGCUGGUGACAGGAACGCUGUGUUUUGCCUGGUGGAGCGAUGGGGAAGUGGGCUCCACAGCCAACAGUGGAGCUCGCCUUCUGCCUCCCCAGGAAGCCAAGGUGGUUCCCAGCUCCUCCUCCAAUGCCCUGCUCCGCUCCGUCAGCUUCUUCUGCUGUGGCAUUGGUGGCAUCCUCCUCCUCUUCGGGCUCCUCUGGUCUGUGAAAGCCAAUGCCAGGGUGGUCUCCCGCCGCUACCAGUACCAUUUCCCCAGGGACCUGCAGUACUUCACCGCGGAGCCUCUGGAGAAGUGGAACUGCAGUACCUGGGAUGCCAGCACCAUCCCCACCUAUGAAGAAGCCCUGACCUGUAGACCUGCACACGGUGCCCCAGCCUACAUCCAUCCUCCAGGGAGGAAGGAGGAGCUCACGCCACCCCUGUACCGCUACCUGGAUGAGGACCAAAGCUGGCAGGGUGGUCGCCGGCGCAGCUCCUCCGACAGCGCCUUGUUCCGCCCCAGCCCAUCCUGGCUGGAGACACAACACCCUGGAGAGCCACAGGCAACGCCUCCCCCCAGCUACGAGAACAUCAGUGUCCGGGGGGUCUGAGCUGGUGGUGGGAAGGGGCUGGGACUCUGCGGGUGGCUGCCCAGUCCCUCAGCUUUAAACUUCCAUUGCUGGGGUGAGAGCAGACUGGGCGAGAAGUGGGAGGGGUCCAUCUGGCUUUCUGAGCGAUCUGCUUGGGCAGUUGGGUUUGUGGGUCCCGUGGGAGAUGCCUUUGGAGCGGCAGGGGUAACUGGCAUGUUUGAAAACCUUUGUAUUUUUAAUAAAACCACUCCUGGCUGCAGAUGCUUUGCAUUCCCUGCUCUGACCAA